Centropristis striata (black sea bass) is the source of this 3444-nucleotide messenger RNA. It is a transcript of the gene dcaf6, whose product is annotated as ddb1 and cul4 associated factor 6. Gene Ontology annotation, cellular component: cytoplasm; Cul4-RING E3 ubiquitin ligase complex. The record is from RefSeq and is a predicted model, not a curated record. NCBI's taxonomy places the organism in Eukaryota, Metazoa, Chordata, Actinopteri, Perciformes, Serranidae. The transcript has 19 exons. Gene Ontology annotation, biological process: positive regulation of transcription by RNA polymerase II. Gene Ontology annotation, molecular function: protein binding. The coding region runs from base 301 to 3009 and encodes 902 amino acids.
UUGCUUGGACACAGCUGACCGCUGCCUGCUAGAAGAAAUAAACCAGGCUAGGCUAGCAGGACAGAUAGUUAGCCGCGCAGAGGAGGACUGUGGAUGUAAACUCAUGAGGACAGCGGAGACAGGAGGACAGCAGCGAGUCUCUCACCUCCAGCGAUGCGGCCGUGGAGCGUCGCAGCGAGCUAACGUUAGCGCUGUCCGACUCUCACGGACGGAUCCAUGGAAAAAACAAGCUCCAGCGACGACACACAACAGGGUUAGGGUUAGCAUAGUUUCAAUGUUAUUGUUAAUUAAAACCCACAUAUGGUCACAAUGUCCUGCUCUGGAAACCUGGUUUGGGAUGUAAAUAAACGUUUAAUUGGAUACAACGAGCCGAACACCAUCAGGACCAACUAUUUAGGUAGAAGAGAAUUUGUCCAGAGACUGAAACUUGAAGGGACACUGAAUGUACAUGAUGGCUGUGUCAACACUAUAUCCUGGAACGACACGGGUGAAUAUCUGCUGUCUGGUUCAGACGACACCUUUUUGGUUAUCUCCAACCCGUACAACAAAAAGGUCAAGAAGUCCAUACGUUCAGGUCACCGGGCGAAUAUCUUCAGCGCUAAGUUCAUGCCCCACACGAAUGAUCAGGAGAUCAUCUCGUGUUCCGGAGACGGCAUCAUCUACUACACAAACACAGAGAAGAGUCCUGAGCACAACAGACAGUGUCAGUUCACCUGCCAUUAUGGAACAGCUUACGAGAUUAUGACGGUACCAAAUGACCCUUACACGUUCCUGUCGUGUGGGGAGGACGGCACGGUGCGGUGGUUCGACCUCCGCACCAAGACCAGCUGCACUAAAGAAGACUGCAAAGAUGACAUCCUGAUAAACUGUCGGAGGGCAGCAACCUCUAUAUCAAUCUCUCCUCUGGUGCCGUACUACCUGGCUGUUGGCUGCUCCGACAGCUCAGUGCGGAUCUACGACAGACGCAUGCUCGGCACCAGAGCCACAGGUAACUACAUGGGUCGGGGGACGACUGGUAUGUGCGUGAGGUUCGUCCCCGCCCACCUGUCUAACAAGUCGUGUCGUGUGACGUCCCUCUGCUACAGCGAGGACGGCCAGGAGGUGCUGGUCAGCUACUCCUCUGACUACAUCUACCUGUUCGACCCCAAAGAUGACCAGGCCCGAGAGCUGAAGGGCCCGUCUGAGGAGCGGAGGGAGGAGCUGAGGCAGCCUCCAGUGAAGCGCCUCCGUCUGAGAGGUGACUGGUCUGACACUGGACCUCGAGCUCGCCCUGAGAGCGAGAGGGAGAGAGACGGAGAGCAGAGCCCCAACGUGUCUCUGAUGCAGAGGAUGUCGGACAUGUUGUCUCGUUGGUUUGAGGAGGCCAGCGAAGCUCAGAGCAGCAGAGGAACUCCGAGGCCUCAGACACGACCCAGAGGAACAGCUGUCCGUCCAGAGGGAGCGUCAACUGCUCCAGCUGCCCCUGCAGAAGGUUCCAGUCAGGGGUCCAGCGUCCCCGAGGGGACCGUGGCGUCCACAGCCCCGGAGGCAGCUGCUGCUCCUGACGCAGCCACCGCCACUGCUGCUGCCGCCACCGCCAUGCCUAAAUCCACUUCCUCUUCCUCCUCAGGGUCAUCAACAACAGUCACAGCACCUCCUCCUUCAAGCUCCUCGUCAGUGGAGAGCUCGGCUUCCUCCACCUCCCCCCUCACCACAUCAACUGACUCGGAGCAGAGGAGUCAGCCCGAAACGACCGGGACGCCCACGCCCACGCCCACACCUAGCUCAGAACCUGCUCUCUCAGAUUCCCCCUCGUCCGUGGUAAACAAACAGCUGGGAUCCAUGACUCUUGAUGAACAGCAGGGAGCAGCAGAAGCUGCAGCUUCACCUCCUGAUCCACCUGUUUCUGUACCAGUCAGCACCAGUGCUCCCAGCACCACCACAACAUCCACCACGACCGGCACCAGCCGACCCAGUGCAGCAGAGCCCGUCCUCAGCCUACAUUACAGUUCAGAGGGAACCACCACCAGCACCAUCAAGCUGGACUUCACUGAUGAGUGGAGCAGUAGCACGUCCACCUCUAUGGGCAGCGGAGGUCCCAAAAUAUCAGAGGCAGUGGCUGCGCAGAGCCGAGAGACUCUGUUGAAGGAGAGUUCAGCGCCAGAGCAACCCGUGACCUCGGGGCAGCAAAGCGUCCCGGCCGCCUCCACGGAGCCGCCCUGUGGCGCCUCCUGCUCAUCGGCUCCGGCCCCAGCAGCGGGCUCCUCUCGGGGGGACACUGUGUCUUCUACACUGGCGGAGACGAGUCAGCCGGAGGGAACGGAGGACACGACGGGAGGUUGCAGGAGAGCUGAGCCCAGAGCGGAGGAGGGAGAAGAGGGCCAGAGUCAGCCUCCAGCACGGGCCAACCAGGACUCUGACGACAGCGACGACGAUCCCAUUCUCAUCCCGUCUACAAGGUUCCGAGGUCAGAGUCAAAGACGAUCAGCAGCCGCUCGUAUCCAGGAGCUGUUCCGCAGGAGGAAAGAACGGAGGGAGAUGGAGGAGAGCGAGACGCAGAAUAUCAGAAGACCCUCAGUCAAGAUGGUCUACAAAGGCCACCGCAACUCCAGGACUAUGAUAAAGGAGUCGUGUUUUUGGGGCAACAACUUUGUGAUGAGCGGCUCCGACUGCGGCCACAUCUUCAUCUGGGACAGACACACGGCGGAGCACCUCAUGCUGCUGGAGGCCGACAACCACGUGGUCAACUGCCUGCAGCCGCACCCCUAUGACCCAAUUCUGGCUUCUUCAGGGAUAGACUACGAUAUCAAGAUUUGGUCGCCACUGGAACAGUCGCCGUCUUUCAACAGAGUCCUCGCUAAUGAGGUAAUAACUCGGAACGAGCUGAUGCUAGAGGAAACUAGAAAUACAAUCACAGUCCCGGCCUCCUUCAUGCUCCGAAUGUUGGCCUCCCUUAACCACAUCAGAUCAGAUCGACUAGAAGGUGAUCGCUCUGAAGGAUCGGGACAGGAAAAUGAGGACGAGCAUUAGCCUGCUGGCGUUUUAUUUCUAAAGAAAACACUAUUUCUUCUUGCUGUAUAGCACUUGAAAAAAACCCUGAGAUUUGUACAAGUAUAGUGUAGAAAACUUCCUUUUGAAAAUUAGUGUAAUUUCUAGCCCCCUUGUGUUUUUUUAAGAUGACUUUCUUACUGAUGUUUCUGUAUGAGGAUAAACUACAACUGUGUGAAUGCAAAAGGCAAGGACGUCAGUAUAUAUAUAUUAAGUGUGAGAAUAAUGGCGGCUGGUGUGCAAGGAUGUUAAGUGCAAUAUUAUUUUGUUAGGAGAAAGUGAGCUUUGAUCAGUGUUAACGUGUGACAUUUUGAAUUUGUAGCACAAAGCUAAGAAAUGUUGAUGUGCUGCUCCGGCAGUUACGCAUGUAAACAAGGACUUUAAGUAAAAACAUACUUGGAGAAUGCUUUAAUUUUA